Helobdella robusta is the source of this 2728-nucleotide messenger RNA. RefSeq lists its product as hypothetical. The transcript is spliced from 18 exons. NCBI's taxonomy places the organism in Eukaryota, Metazoa, Annelida, Clitellata, Rhynchobdellida, Glossiphoniidae. The coding region runs from base 58 to 2124 and encodes 688 amino acids. The record is from RefSeq and is a predicted model, not a curated record. Gene Ontology annotation, molecular function: GMP synthase activity; ATP binding; GMP synthase (glutamine-hydrolyzing) activity. Gene Ontology annotation, cellular component: cytosol. Gene Ontology annotation, biological process: GMP biosynthetic process.
AAAUUCCCUAAUUUGUUUUUUAAAUUUUAAACGAUCGAUUUUGAAAUCUUCCAUAAAAUGUCAGAAAAAGUUGCCAUCUUAGAUGCAGGGGCACAAUAUGGGAAGGUGAUAGAUAGGAGAGUGAGAGAGCUAAAUGUAGAAACAGACUUUCUGAACCUGAACACCCCAUCUGAUGUCCUCAUUGCAAAUCAAUACAAGGCUAUAAUUAUAUCUGGAGGCCCGAGUUCGGUUUAUGCGGCAGAUGCCCCCAUGUACGACCCAAACAUAUUCAAAUGUGGCAUCCCCAUAUUAGGCAUAUGCUAUGGCAUGCAGAUGAUAAACAAAGAGUUUGGGGGUAAAGUAGAGAAGACAGACGCCCGAGAAGAUGGUCAAUUUAAGAUUUCUGUCGACAUUAAUUCUCCAAUUUUUAAAAACUUAGACGGCAACCAGAUGGUCCUACUGACGCAUGGAGACAGUGUCGUGGAAGUGGCUAAUAAUUUCAAAGUCAUCGCUCAGUGUGGGAAAACUAUUUCAGCAAUCUCGAACGAGUCCCUCCGAAUUUACGGGGUGCAAUUCCACCCUGAGGUUGACCUAUCGGAGCACGGUCGUCAGAUGAUAAAAAACUUCCUCUUCAACGUGGCCUGCUGCUCCGGAACUUUCAGCUUGACAUCGCGGAAGGAGGGAUGCAUUAAGUACAUCAGGGAUAUGGUCGGCUGCAACAAAGUUCUGAUGUUGGUGAGCGGGGGUGUCGAUUCGUCCGUUUGCUCCGCGCUGCUCCAUCACUCAUUGGACAGCGAUCAGGUCAUCGCCCUGCACAUAGACAACGGCUUCAUGAGAUACAACGAAAGCAAGCGCGUCGUCCAAUCACUGAAUAGCAUCGGGCUAAAGGUCAAAGCUAUAAAUGCCUCUCACACGUUCUACAACGCCAUUGAGGCGAAGGCAAGAAAAUCAAACAACGUAUUUGUCAUAAGCAACAACACCAACAACAACAAUGGUACCAACAACAGCAGUAGUGGCUGUUGUGCCAAUAGAGUUAAACUGCUAUGUCAGACAACAGACCCAGAGGAAAAGAGAAGAAUCAUUGGAGACACCUUUAUGAAUGUGGCUAAUGAUCUGAUCAACGAAUUAAACUUAGUGCCAGAAGAGGUAUUGCUAGCUCAAGGAACGUUGAGACCUGAUCUGAUAGAGAGCGCUUCUGAACUUGCCAGUAAAAAAGCAGACGCUAUUAAAACGCAUCACAACGACACGCAUCUAGUUAGGCAAUUGAGGAAACAGGGACGUGUUGUUGAGCCCUUAAAAGACUUCCACAAAGAUGAAGUUCGGGCCCUAGGGAGAGAUCUCGGCCUACCAGAAGAUCUAGUACAUAGACAUCCAUUUCCUGGUCCCGGCCUUGCCAUUCGAAUCAUAUGCGCCGAGGUUCCGUACAUGGAGAGAGAUUUCAACGAAACUUCGAACUUCGUCAGGUGCAUUGUCGAGUUUCACAAUUCAACUAAGAGGCCCCAAGCUUUCCAUAGCAGAAUCAAAUCAGGGAUGUCAGAUGAAGAGCUGUGCGAGCUGAUAAGAAUCACGGAGUCGACGCCAUAUGCAUCUAAUCUCUUGCCUAUUAAAACCGUGGGGGUCCAGGGAGAUUCACGCACGUACAGCUACGUUCUCGGCCUGUCAGCUGAUGGCAAACCAAAUUGGAAUGAUCUGAUGUUCCUUGCAAAAGUCAUUCCAAGACUCUGUCACAAUAUCAAUAGAGUUGUGUACAUUUUUGGGGGUCGAGUGCAGUACCAGGUAACAGACAUUACGCCAACGCUGCUGAAGCAAAGAGUCAUAGCAACACUUCAGUCAGCCGACCAUACGGUCUACAGAGUCCUCAAAGACACAGGAUACCAUGAUAGCAUUGGUCAAAUGCCUGUCAUCUUGAUCCCUAUCCACUUCCAUAGAAACCCUCAGCACCACGUACCUUCCUGCCAAUAUUCCAUUGUACUGCGACCUUUCAUUACUUCGGAUUUCAUGACGGGAGUAGCUGCUGUCCCUGGUCGACAUAUUCCUGAGGAGGUGAUAAACAAGAUGGUGGAGUUCGUGAAGUUGAUACCCUCCAUAAGUGCCGUCCUUUACGACCUGACAUCCAAACCGCCAGGAACAACCGAAUGGGAGUAGUAGUAGUAGUAGUAGUAGUGGUAGUAGCCACUAGCAGAAGUUGUGGCUGUAAUUGAACUUUAGUCUCAACUGCUGUCAUCAAUCAUUAUCUCUAUAUUUUAGGUAGGAAAGAAAAAUAAUAUAAUUUAAUCUGGAAUUAUUAAUAUUAUAAUAUUCUUCGGUGAAUCAUUUUAGAAAGACUUAUCAAAAUUCCUUAUAUCAUGUGUUUGUUUGUGUGCGUGUGUGCUUCCUGCUAGUGCUCCACACCUUGAUGACUAAUUAAACGGCAUUCACCUAAUUAAUUAGGCCAUCAAAUCGAGUUAAUUAAUCGACUUUGAAUGCUAAUUACGAUUGGCUAUGCGGGAUUUUUAAACUACCAGUGAAUUGUGGUGAGUGUUUAUUUUAACCUUGGUUUCGUCUGCGUACAAUAGUGUGGUUUUUAGAAACAAUUAUUUUAUUAUUUGUUAAUUAUUGUAUUAAUAAUAACGGUUAUUAUUAUUAUUAUUUAUAUAUAUUAUUAUUAUUAUUAAUUAUUGUUAUUAUUAAUUAUAACUAAUAAUAAUCAGAGGACAUUGUAUUUUAAAUACUUUUCUUUACAAGAGUAAACAAUUUUUUCGUGAUCGUC